Microtus oregoni (creeping vole) is the source of this 2107-nucleotide messenger RNA. It is a transcript of the gene Dll3, whose product is annotated as delta like canonical Notch ligand 3. Gene Ontology annotation, biological process: heterophilic cell-cell adhesion; Notch signaling pathway; establishment or maintenance of epithelial cell apical/basal polarity. The transcript has 9 exons. Lineage: Eukaryota; Metazoa; Chordata; Mammalia; Rodentia; Cricetidae. Gene Ontology annotation, cellular component: protein-containing complex; plasma membrane. The record is from RefSeq and is a predicted model, not a curated record. Gene Ontology annotation, molecular function: calcium ion binding. Bases 55 to 1812 code for a protein of 585 amino acids.
GGGAUUCUGCAGCUGCGACUCCCGAGGCUGUCCCCAACCCUGUCCCCAAAAGCAAUGGUCUUCCUGCAGGUGGCUCUGCUUCUCCAGACAUUUAUCCUGGCUCUUCUCAUUCCCCAGGCACUGCCAGCCGGUGUCUUCGAGCUGCAGAUUAUUUCUUUUGGGCCGGGCCCAGGCCCCGGGGCCCCGAGGUCCCCCUGCAACGCCCGAGGCCCUUGCCGCCUCUUCUUCAGGGUCUGCCUGAAGCCGGGAGCCUCCCAGGAGACCGCCGAGUCCCUGUGCGCCCUAGGCGCAGCUCCGAGCACUCGUCCUGUCUACACGGAGCAGCCCAGAGCGCCAGCUGCUGCCUUGCCGCUACCCGACGGCCUCGUCCGUGUGCCGUUCCGCGAUGCCUGGCCGGGCACCUUCUCCCUCAUCAUUGAAACUUGGAGAGAGCAGCUGGGAGAGCGGGCUGGAGGACCCGCCUGGAACCUGCUAGCACGUGUGGCCGGCCGCAGACGCCUGGCAGCUGGGGGUCCGUGGGCCCGUGAUGUGCAGCGUGCUGGCGCAUGGGAAUUGCACUUCUCCUACCGUGCACGCUGCGAGCCCCCUGCUGUAGGAGCCGCCUGCGUGCGCCUGUGCCGCUCGCGCAGUGCCCCCUCGCGGUGUGCCCCGGGACUGCUCCCCUGUGUGCCCUUUCCAGAAGAGUGCGAAGCCCCACCCAUAUGUCGAGAGGGCUGCAGCCCUGAGCACGGCUAUUGUGAAGAGCCUGAUGAAUGCCACUGCCUAGAGGGCUGGACUGGACCCCUCUGCACUGUCCCUGUCUCCACCAGCAGCUGCCUGAACUCCAGGGUCCCAGGUCCUGCCAGCACUGGGUGCCUUUUACCUGGACCUGGGCCCUGUGAUGGGAACCCAUGUGCCAACGGGGGCAGUUGUAGCGAAACCUCCGGUUCCUUUGAAUGUACCUGUCCCCGGGGAUUCUAUGGGCUUCGAUGUGAGGUGAGCGGGGUGACAUGCGCAGAUAGACCCUGCUUCAAUGGCGGCUUGUGUGUUGGUGGCGAAGAACCUGACUCUGCAUAUGUCUGUCAUUGCCCGCCUGGUUUCCAAGGCUCCAACUGUGAGAAGAGGGUGGACCGGUGUAGCCUGCAGCCAUGUCAGAAUGGUGGCCUCUGCCUGGACCUGGGCCACGCGCUGCGCUGCCGCUGUCGCGCAGGCUUCGCGGGGCCGCGCUGCGAGCACCACCUGGACGACUGCGCAGGCCGCGCCUGUGCCAACGGCGGCACGUGCGUGGAGGGCGGCGGCGGCGGCGCGCGGCGCUGCUCGUGCGCACUGGGCUUCGGCGGGCGCGACUGUCGGGAACGCGCUGACCCCUGCGCCUCUCGCCCCUGCGCACACGGAGGCCGUUGCUACGCCCACUUCUCCGGCCUCGUCUGCGCCUGCGCGCCCGGCUACAUGGGCGUGAGAUGCGAGUUCUCGGUGCGCCUCGACGGUGCGGACGGGGUGCCCACGGUCCCGCGGGGCCUGAGGCAGGCAGACCCACAGCGCUUCCUUCUGCCUCCUGCCUUGGGGCUGCUGGUGGCUGCGGGCUUGGCCGGCGCCGCCCUCUUGCUUGUCCAUGUGUGUCGCCGAAGCCCUGCCCGGGAUCCGGGGACUCGCUUGCUGUCUGGGACCCGGGAGCCUUCAGUCCACACGCUGCCCGAUGCACUCAACAAUCUGAGGAUACAAGAUGGUGCUGGGGGCGGCCCCAGUUCUGCUGACUGGAAUCACCCUGAAGACGGAGACUCUCGAUCCAUUUAUGUCAUACCGGCCCCUUCCAUUUAUGCUCGAGAGGCAUAAUACGGCCCCUUCUCUGUCAUCGCCUGGAGAUGGAGCCCGAAUGUUUUUGUUUGUUUUGUGGUGUCCAGUCUCUACCCCCACUCACACACACACUGACUGGAGGCUGGAAAGUGUGUUUGGGAGGACUUUGCGGUUGGAAGUUGUAUAUAAUGCUUAUUUAUAACCUAAUUUUUCUCAUCUCCCAAGAGGCAUUUAUAUAAAGGCUCUUAUUUCGAUCUACUACGUCAGGCUGAGAACUUUGUUUUUGAUGUUGGAACUAAGGAAGAGAGAUGUCUCGUAAGGAGAAUAAUAGAAU